UAUCAGCCACACCUACAUGUACAUGUGAACAUCACAGUACUGCACUAAUAGCGCUCAAAGAACAGAACGUUUCUCUCUUUCUCUCUCUUUCUCUUUAUUACUCGUACUGAAUAUGUCGGCUGAGACUAUCCUUGAGAAGGCUAAGCUUGCUGAGCAGGCUGAGCGAUACAAAGACAUGGCUAGGGAAAUGAAGCAAUAUGUCGAAAUGGAGGCAGAUUUUACAUCUGAAUCAAGAAACUUGUUGUCUGUGGCCUACAAGAAUGUAGUCGGUGCCCACCGUAGUGCUUGGAGGGUGGUCUCCAGCAUUGAGAGCAGGCAAUCUGAUGACCAAAAACGUGAAGGUAUCAAAUCUUAUCGGGAGGAAAUCGAGAAAGAUCUUAAUGAUGUCUGUAGCGAAGUUCUUCAUCUGCUUGAUGAUUUCCUCAUCAAAAAAGAUGCAACAAAAGAGGAUGCAGAGUCCAAGGUGUUCUACCUCAAGAUGAAGGGUGACUACCAUCGUUAUAUUGCCGAAGUUGCAGUCGAGUCUGCGAAGGACGAUGCCAAAACAAAAGCUGAAGCUGCAUAUGAAGAUGCUACAAAGGAAGCCAAUGACAAAAUGCCAUCCACCCACCCCAUUCGACUUGGUCUGGCUCUUAACCACUCUGUAUUCCACUUUGAAAUCAUGAACAAACGUGAAAAAGCCUGUGAGCUUGCCAAAACGGCAUUUGAUGAUGCUAUUGCUGAGUUGGACAAUCUGAAGGAGGACUCUUACAAAGACAGCACUCUCAUCAUGCAGCUCCUUAGGGACAACCUCACCUUAUGGACAUCAGAUACUUCAAACGAAGGAGAAGAGGCACAAGACUAGAAGUCCCUGCUACUAUUAUUGCACAUGCAUAAAUUAUUAUGUUGAGAUUCUUUAGAGUGUAUAGACAAACUAGUUCUUAUAACGUUUUGUAAUCAAAGUUGACUGAGUGUAUUAAUUAUAUACAAGUUGUUGUG
Messenger RNA from Halichondria panicea, 978 nucleotides. RefSeq names its product 14-3-3 protein zeta-like. Bases 113 to 844 code for a protein of 243 amino acids. The transcript has 6 exons. Lineage: Eukaryota; Metazoa; Porifera; Demospongiae; Suberitida; Halichondriidae. Gene Ontology annotation, cellular component: cytoplasm. Gene Ontology annotation, biological process: signal transduction; intracellular protein localization. The record is from RefSeq and is a predicted model, not a curated record.